AUGCGCCUGCCUGGAACAGACGAAGGGGCUCCGGUCCAAGUUUCCAGAUUCGUAUCCCGGGAGCAGUGCCACUACCUAUUCCAUUUCCAUUCCGGCACUUUGUCAGACAUGGCAUCCGCCAGCGACUCCUGGAGGCUCGGAGCACUUUUUCAGAGUUUGGGGAUGGUGAAAAGUGGCGACGAUGUGUCUGCUGAAGAUCUCAUCCAUUGGAUGGUAUUCACAGCCUGCCUCAUCCAGAGGAUCCUUCUAAUACGAUGGCACAACGAGCUUCGACGCCAUUUCGAGAGGAGGAAGGAACAUUUGGACUUUCGUGCCGAAUGGUAUGCUGAGAAGCUUGCAGCCAGCAGACAGAUGCAAAUCUCCAUUUGGGACACGAAGCGGCAGGUUCUUCUCAGCAAGUUAUCCAGACUGACCCACCACCUGAACAACUUGCGGUCCAUUUGGGACGGCCAGCGGGCAGCCUUCACUGAAGAGGAGGAGGAAGCAAACCAUUCCGCCGCACGCGUGGAGCACAUCUGUCUGCAGGGUGGCGUCCAAGAGCAGCUGGUGCGCAGCUUGCUCGAGGAGUUCACAAGCGCCUCGCAAGGAGAAGAGCGACUUCUCGACAAUUUGACCCCACAGCAGAGGCUGCAUGCGCAAGCCUGGGUAGACAAGUGCGUGGUGGAUUACCUAUACCGCAGGUACUUGCGCAAGCUGAAAAUGAUAACCGUUGCAGAUGAAGCAGCGGCCAAGCAGCGGCUGCUCCAAGAGUGUCGGAACAUGGUCUUGUCAAUGCUCAAGGACAUGGAUCGAACUUGA
Symbiodinium necroappetens is the source of this 798-nucleotide messenger RNA. NCBI's taxonomy places the organism in Eukaryota, Dinophyceae, Suessiales, Symbiodiniaceae. The record is from the annotation of a GenBank genome assembly.